CUUACCCUUGCUUUGACAUUACAGUUUGUUUAUGUGGUUUGUUUGUUAUUUUUAUGCAAAUCAAUUAAAAACCUCUUGUAAAACAUAAUUAUUAAUUACACACUAUCGUCAAAUAUUGGAAACGGAAAAUACAAUAUAAAUAAAGUAAAUGUUAUUAAACAGAUUUCUGGGUGGUGGCAUAGUGUUGCGAUUAGCCAACAUUUGCAGUUACGGCGUAAUGGCAUGCAGUGGAAGUCAAUGCUCUUACAGUGCAGAUAAGGUUAACUAUCUGACUCAAGAAAAUGCUGUAGCUUUAGAUCAAGAUUUAUUCAAUGAAUAUAAGUUCAGUGUGGACCAGCUUAUGGAGUUGGCAGGCUUGAGCGUGGCUACUGCAGUUGCUCGCGUUUAUCCAGCCACAACACACAAAUCUGCAUUGAUUAUUUGUGGACCUGGCAAUAAUGGAGGAGAUGGCUUGGUAGCAGCCAGACAUAUGACUCUGUUUGGGUAUUCAGUUGCAGUGUAUUAUCCGAAGAGAACAGCAAAUACUCUGUAUGAAAACCUCCUUUGGCAAUGUGAAAAAUUUGGUGUCAAUAUUAUAAAUGAUUUACCACAGCCAGAAGAACUUAAAAAUGAGUAUAAGGUUUUAGUUGAUGCCUUGUUUGGUUUUAGUUUUAAACCACCAGUUAGAGAGGCAUUAAAACCUGCUUUGGAUGCUUUAAUAUAUUCAGGGUUGCCAGUCUGUAGUGUUGACAUCCCUAGUGGAUGGCAUGUGGAAAAAGGUCCAGAUUCUGAAAAUUCUCUGAAGCCUGCACUCCUAAUUUCAUUGUCUGCACCAAAGUUGUGUGCAAAACCAGAAAUUUUGAAAAAUGUUAAACAUUUCCUGGGCGGUAGGUUUUUGCCUCCUGGCAUUGUGCAGAAGUACAAUUUAACAUUGCCUCCUUACCAAGCACAGGAUCAAGUAGUGGAGUUGUAAAUUAUUUUAAUAUUCGUAAAUUACUAUGUUACUACAAUUUGAAUAUUGUAUUAAAAUAAAUCAAAUAUUUAUUUUUCAUUUUAUAUAAAAAUAUAAACAAUACAAAACAUAUAA
Molecule: messenger RNA, 1066 nt
Organism: Bicyclus anynana (squinting bush brown)
Lineage: Eukaryota; Metazoa; Arthropoda; Insecta; Lepidoptera; Nymphalidae
Gene: Naxe
Product: NAD(P)H-hydrate epimerase
Exons: 4
Coding region: 149-952 (267 amino acids)
Cellular component (GO): mitochondrion
Molecular function (GO): NAD(P)HX epimerase activity
Source: RefSeq, a predicted model, not a curated record